AUGUUGUCUGUUUUAACAAGAGGAGUUGUUUUGGCCAGUAGGAGGCCGGUUGAUGGAAGCCAGAAGACGUUUGAAGUAGCAGAAGGUGACUCCAUCUUAGAUAUUGCCCAGGCUAAUGGCCUCGAUAUGGAAGGUGCCUGUGGUGGUUCUUGUGCAUGCUCUACUUGUCAUGUUAUUGUGGAUCCUGAGUAUUAUGACAAGAUUCCUGAACCUGACGACGACGAAAAUGACAUGUUGGAUCUUGCAUUCGGUCUUACUGAAACUUCUAGAUUAGGAUGUCAGGUGAGUAUGUCCAAGGACUUGGAUGGAAUAAGAGUGGCAUUGCCAGCCAUGACCAGAAACAUGCAGAAUAAGGACUUUAAGUCGUAA
Molecule: messenger RNA, 369 nt
Organism: Brettanomyces nanus
Lineage: Eukaryota; Fungi; Ascomycota; Pichiomycetes; Pichiales; Pichiaceae
Gene: YAH1
Product: mitochondrial matrix iron-sulfur protein
Exons: 2
Coding region: 1-369 (122 amino acids)
Biological process (GO): P450-containing electron transport chain; positive regulation of oxidoreductase activity
Cellular component (GO): mitochondrion
Molecular function (GO): 2 iron, 2 sulfur cluster binding
Source: RefSeq, a predicted model, not a curated record